Molecule: messenger RNA, 1239 nt
Organism: Cordyceps militaris CM01
Lineage: Eukaryota; Fungi; Ascomycota; Sordariomycetes; Hypocreales; Cordycipitaceae
Product: l-allo-threonine aldolase
Exons: 3
Coding region: 1-1239 (412 amino acids)
Biological process (GO): L-threonine catabolic process; glycine biosynthetic process
Cellular component (GO): cytosol
Molecular function (GO): L-allo-threonine aldolase activity
Source: RefSeq, a predicted model, not a curated record
AUGAGCAGCAGGCUGGCGAGUGCCCUUGUCCAGCAUAUCAAGCGCAUCCCCCGCACCACCGUGCUGCUCGAUAACAAGGUCGACUUGCCGUUUCGUAUCAAGUACUCCGUUCAAAGAGGCAUAGCCACCAGAGAAUUUUCUGGGAGCGUAGCGCAUCGACAAACAAUGGCUAGCAACGAGCAUGGUGCCUGGAUCGGCGCCCAAGGCGCGGGAUCGCUCGACCUCCGCAGCGAUGUCAUGACGGUGCCCACGCCGGCGAUGCUGGCGGCCGUGGCCAACUGCUCGCUGCGGGACGACGUCUUCCACGAGGACCCCACGACGCGCGACCUCGAGGCGCACGUCGCCCAGCUCGCCGGCAAAGAGGCCGCGCUCUUUGUCACCUCGGGCACCAUGGGCAACCAGGUCGCCCUCCGCAGCCUGCUCACGCAGCCUCCUUUCGGCGUGCUGGCGGACCACCGCUCGCAUAUUAUCCUCUACGAAGCCGGCGGAGUAUCAUCGCUCACCGGCGCCACCGUCAAGCCCGUCGUGCCGAAAAACGGCAUCCACCUCACCCUCGAGGACGUGACGGCCCAUGCCAUCCUGAGCACCGACGUGCACGCGUGCCCCACGCGCGUCAUCAGCCUCGAGAACACGCUCAACGGCAUGAUUAUGCCGCUGUCCGAGAUGACGCGCAUCGCGGCCUUUGCCCGCGCCCACGACAUUCGCGUGCACUGCGACGGGGCGCGGCUGUGGGAGGCGGCGGCGGCCGGCGCGGGCACGCUCGCGCAGCUGUGCGCGCCGUUUGACACGGUGAGCUUGUGCUUCUCCAAGGGCCUCGGGGCGCCGGUCGGCAGCGUCGUGGUGGGCGACGCGGCGACGCUGCGGCACGCGCGAUGGGUGCGCAAGUCGCUCGGCGGCGGCAUGCGGCAGCCGGGCUUCAUCGCGGCGGCGGCACGUGUGGCUGUCGACGAGACGUUUAGCGCCGGGCUGCUGACGGCGUCGCACGAGACGGCCAAGAAGGUCGAGGCAGCGUGGACGGGCCGCGGCGGCCGGCUGGUGCACCCCGUGCACACCAACAUGUGCUGGAUCGACGUCGAGGCGCACGGGCUCACGACCGAGGCGUUUACCGGCAUGUGCGCCGACGAGGGGCUCGUCGUCUCGGGGGGGCGGCUGGUGACGCACUACCAGAUUGCGCAGAACGAGGCCGUGGUGCUGCCCAAGCUGGAGAAGGUGUUUGAGAGGAUCCUGGGUGGUGCGUGA